This is a messenger RNA of Boeremia exigua, 3179 nucleotides long. RefSeq lists its product as uncharacterized. The record is from RefSeq and is a predicted model, not a curated record. The transcript has a single exon. Bases 411 to 3113 code for a protein of 900 amino acids. NCBI's taxonomy places the organism in Eukaryota, Fungi, Ascomycota, Dothideomycetes, Pleosporales, Didymellaceae.
CGACAUACGACGACAUAUCGGUCGGUGCCACCGCCAACUGCCGAAAAGUACAUACAAUGUGUUGUCUUGUAUCAAUAAAAGUACCUAAAUAUGCUCGACGCAUACGGGGUAAUUCAAACCAGUUUUCUACGUGCUCAAUUCUGUGGCUGUGGAAGCUAUAAACAUUCAACAAAGAAUUAAAGGAAUUAAGAACCCGUAUAUUUCACUAUCACAGCCCGGCGCUACCCCACACCCGUCUGCCGGAACAGUGGAGAUCACUAAAAGGCGGCCAAGUGAUAGUCGGCGCUUGAUGAACACGGCAUUUGCUCCGUGCAAGGUACGCAGUAUAAAGAAUGCAGAACGGUAUGGCUCCGUAGCAGCUAUCAUCAGUUGCACCGAGUUUUUUUGCCCACUGAGGCUAACGGCCAACCAUGGUGUUCCGCAGCAUUGCCAUAUCGCUCCUAUUCUUGACCACUUCGUUUGUAAAUGGUCAAGAUGAUCUCGGAGUCAAGAACGGCUUUACAACGUUCGAUGCUGGAAGCCUCAAAGGCAAUAUUGUCAAGAGCUCCCAGACACUCGCCUCCUUGAACUCGACUGGAAAUGCGUUCGACUUCCUUCCAUCGGAUCGGCUUUCCCAGCUAGCUUUCAAUGGCGCUCAUCACCUGGGCGAUAUCACCCUCCGUUACCGCAGAGGUGGUAAUGCAUGGACGAGUGUCGACUCUGCGGCAGCACGCAAACCUGUCACGGCCUUGAGUCGUCUCGGUCGAGGCGUGAUCGCUGGAGCCGAUUUGACGCCCACUCUGCCCAGUGGACUGCCUCUCAAGGUCACAAGAGAAUGGUUGCAGUACGAGAACGGUCUUGCUGUGCGCUUCAACAUCACAAACAAUGGCAGCAGCAGUGUAGAAUUGGGCAGUCUCGGGUUCCCCGUCAGCAUCAACAACAUCUUUACUGGAAGAACCGCCGAAGAGACUCAAGACAAAUGCGCCCUUGCCGAUCCGUACAUUGGUCUGGACGCUGGUUAUGUGCGCGUGUCCCAUCUGGAAGGCACUGGUAACGCUCUUGUAGUCACACCCAUUGGAGCAGCACAUUUCGAAGCUUGGAGGUUUCUUCGCGAACCGCAAGGUAACUUCGGCUAUCAGUCGCAGACCUUUGAAGGGAACUACGAGUGGCAGGUUCACAGUCUUGCUUAUGCGCAGAACGAGUGGAAUGCCACCACGCCCUGGAAUCAGCCGACCUCCAAGGCUUUACAAGGCGGGGAGGUGUACUCAGUCGGGCUCCGAUUCUCGGUUGCGGAGAAGAUCCAGACUAUCGAAGACGCGGUCACCAAGGCUGGGUCUCCACUUGCGAUUGGUAUUCCAGGAUACGUUGUCCCAGCCGAUACUUCAGCGAGACUGUAUAUCAAUCAUACUUCGCCAGUCAAGAAUAUUGAUGCCGGAGGUGCUUUCACCAUUGCUAAAUUGGCUUCUGCCAACUCCGCGUACAAGCUCACCCCAACAGCUUCUGCAUGGGGCCGGGUUCGAGUCACAAUCUCAUACGAGGAUGGCAAGACUCAGACGGUGCACUACAAGAUUACGAAAGCAGCCCCUUCUGCUCUUGCUGAUAUGGGCAGCUUCUUUUCCACUGCCGCCUACUUCAAUGACACUUCAGAUCCCUUCAAUCGCGCACCAUCAAUCAUGACAUACGACCGCGAAGUCAACAAGAUUGUAGAACAGGAUGCGCGAGUCUGGUUUGCUGGUAUCAGCGACGAGGCAGGAACUGGAGCAUAUCUGGCAACUGCUAUGAAGCAGUUCGCUCAGCCAAACGCUGCUGAAGUUUCGGCUGUGGACAAUUUCGUGCACGAGACGGUCGUAGGCACACUGCAGCAGAAUGGUACCUUCGGCGUUGUUGCAAGUGCGUUCUACUAUGAGCCUGCCGCAGUGCCCAACUACAAGUAUCAACCAUUUGACUGGGGCUCAUGGACAUCUUGGGACAAAGCACGAGCCUACACAACGCGUCGAGCAUACAACUACGUUCAUCCUGUGGCGGCUUAUUGGUCGCUUUACCGAACUGCCAGGAACUUCCCUGAGACAAAGCUCCGAGCUGAGUGGUCAUGGUAUCUUGGUCGCGCAUUCAACACUACGCAGUACUGCUUGUCAAACAGGGGUGCUAACUGCGAUUACGCUCUUGUUGGGCUCAUGGGUGAAUGGGUGUUCGGAGAGCUCCUCAAGGACCUCAAACGAGAAAAUAUGACUAGGGAAGCUUCGGCCCUCGAGACAACCAUGCGCUACCGUGCGAAUCUGUGGGAGACACAAGCCAUCCCCUUCGGCAGCGAGAUGGCCUGGGACAGUACUGGUCAGGAAGGCGUCUACUACUGGACCGACUACUUCAAUCUUCCCAAGACCCCAUCGAAAGCUAUCAGCAGCAUCCUGGCGUACAUGCCUGCUGUUGCCCACUGGGGCUGGAACGGCAAUGCACGCCGCUACUGGGACUUCAUCUAUGGCGCGAAGAUCCAGCAGAUUGAACGUCAAAUCCACCACUAUGGUUCUGGUCUUAACUCGUUGCCAAUGCUGCACUGGUACGAGCAGAAUCCCAAGGACAACCUCUAUGCGCUUCGUAUUGGGUUUGCGGGUAACACUGCCCCGCUCACUAACAUCGAUGAGGGUGGCUUCGCCUCUGCAGCGUUUCACUCUUUCCCCGAGCUACUGAAGUGGGAUCCAUUCUCUGGCGACUACGGUCAGGGCUUCCUGGGUCUGACUCUGGGACAAGCCGUCUACAUCGUGAAGGAUAGCAAAUUCGGUGUACAGGCUUUCGGUGGCGACAUCGAUGAGGCGCGCUCUACUGCUUCAUCAACCGUCGUCGUGCCCAAGGAUGCUGUCAGGAAGCGAACCUUCAUUGCUGACCUAGGACUGAAGGUUGAAAUCAGUGCUGGCGCGAUCAGCGAGAUUGUGUAUGACGCAGGUACGCAAAAGCUCAGCCUCACGCUCAUCCCUGCUGUUUCGACGAAGGCGCUGCAGGCCAAGUCUGCUAUUGUCUGGUUGGAGCAGCCAGCUUCGGGUACAGUUGGCUUCGCCGUGGCAGGUGCUCAACAAGCACGCGGCGGCUAUGUUGUUGACCUCAAGAGUGGAAGCGCGAAGAUUGAUAUUACGAAGCGAUAAGUAGUACAUAGGUAAAAUGCAUCGUCUAUUGCCGAUCAAUUAUAGCAAUACCAACUCGACCAUUCC